AUGGAUACUCCAUUUUAUCAUCAAAAUAAAAAAUUCAAUCAACAAAAUCAUAUACAAUCUAAUCGUGAAUCACAAGAUUCAACAUCCAUUUUAACCAGCUUUCCUAUAGUGAAUGAGAUAUUAUGUAUGUUGGAAAUACAAAACGUAGACUGUGUUAUAUUGGUCUCUUUUUAUACGUGUGGAUGUGGAUUAUUGAACAAGGAACCGUGGUUUCAUGGUGUUUUGCCUAGAGCAGAGGUGGAACGUCUUUUACAGAAUCAAGGGGAUUUCCUUGUUCGACAAACAAGUAAACGUUCCAGUGGGCGUGAUACCUUAGCCCAUUGGAAUGGAACUAAUGGGGAUUUAAUCAAUGGUAGUCAUAACGAAACAAUAUUAAAUAAAGAUCAUAAUAUUGAUGGAACUGUUUUACGUAUGGUUUUAUCUGUCUUUUGGCAUGGUCAUAGACAUUUUAUUGUAUAUGGUGGACCAGAGUCAGGUGAAGGUUGGCAUUUAGAAGAUGGUCAUUUCUCUACAGUAAGGGAACUAAUUGAAUAUCAUAUGAAAACUCAAACUCCCGUGACAGCUAAAUCAGGUGCAUGUCUUAUUACACCAAUUUCAAGACCUGAUUGGGAACUAGACAAUCGUGAUGUACAACUACUACAAAAAAUUGGUCAGGGUAAUUUCGGUGAUGUUUACCGAGGUGUAUAUAAUGGAAAUGAAGUUGCAGUGAAAACUUGUCGUGUCGAUAUGACAGCAUCAGAUUUACGCAGAAAAUUUCUCCAAGGUGAAACAACUGCUUUAAAUUUCAAUCAUCCAAAUAUUGUCAAAUUAGUUGGUAUUGCAGUUCAAUCUUAUCCAAUUAUGAUUGUGAUGGAGUAUGUUCCAGGUGGUUCUCUUUUAAAUCAUUUACGUAAAUCAAAAAAUGCAUUGCCUGUUAUGAAACUACUUCAAAUGAGUUUAGAUGCUGCUAAUGGAAUGAUGUAUUUAGAAGCGAAAAAUUGUAUUCAUCGUGAUUUAGCAGCAAGAAAUUGUUUAAUUUCUGAUGAUGGUCAAUUAAAAAUAGCUGAUUUUGGCAUGUCGAGAGAAGAGCAUAUAUAUGAAUUAAGUGAUAAACGAGGUCAAAUCCCAAUUAAAUGGACAGCUCCUGAAGCACUUCGAACUGGUCGUUACACUAUUAAAUGUGAUGUAUGGUCAUAUGGUGUACUUUUAUGGGAAAUAUUUACUUUUGGUGAUGUUCCUUAUCGAAAUUGGUCUAAUCAACAAACAAGGGAUAUGAUUGAAUCAGGUUACAGAUUACCUGCACCUGAUUUAAUGCCAGUUUGGUUACGUACAUUAAUGAAUCAUUGUUGGCAUGAUGAACCAAUGAAUCGACCAAGUUUUAUAAAAAUUUCUAAUGAAAUUCAAAUUCCUAAUGUGAAUUCAUUUACACCAAAUUUAAAUAGAUCUAUAGAUCAUUCUAAACAUUGUCAAUUGAAAAUAUCUAAUCAUGAAAAUAAUACAUCAACAAUUCCAUUACAUUUAUCAAUUCCUAUUAAAGAUAGACGAACUAGAGAAGAUUAA
Molecule: messenger RNA, 1539 nt
Organism: Schistosoma intercalatum
Lineage: Eukaryota; Metazoa; Platyhelminthes; Trematoda; Strigeidida; Schistosomatidae
Source: the annotation of a GenBank genome assembly